Messenger RNA from Sugiyamaella lignohabitans, 3027 nucleotides. It is a transcript of the gene FPK1, whose product is annotated as serine/threonine protein kinase FPK1. The transcript has a single exon. Gene Ontology annotation, molecular function: ATP binding; protein serine/threonine kinase activity. Gene Ontology annotation, cellular component: cytoplasm; plasma membrane; nucleus. Bases 1 to 3027 code for a protein of 1008 amino acids. Gene Ontology annotation, biological process: protein phosphorylation. The record is from RefSeq and is a predicted model, not a curated record. NCBI's taxonomy places the organism in Eukaryota, Fungi, Ascomycota, Dipodascomycetes, Dipodascales, Trichomonascaceae.
AUGCAUAGGAACAGAUCCAGAGCCAUGACGGUGCCGUCUAGGCCCAUGAAUGGUAGUAGUCCAUCUAUCGUUGGAUCAAUUAACCCUGGUGGUGAUUUUGAAUCUGGUCUGAAUGGUAAUGGAAACUCCAACGGUUUUAGAGUCGUCUCAGCAGGCUCGUCUUCUUCAUCUAGUAAUCUUCCACAAAAGUUGAAGAAUCUGUUUCGAUUGAGUUCGUUCUCUAAUAGUAAUAGCGUUGGUGGUGAAUCCAGUGGUUCUGGUGCGGGUCACUUGACAACUGGUACUCACCACACAGGAUCGGGAACUGAGCUUUCUUCCGGUAAUCCCAAUACUACCGAUUCAAGUCCUGCUAUUGGCUCUGAAAACACUCCUGAGUUGUCAUUGGCUCAUACCGGAGAUGAUGCUGAUGCCAGUGAUAGUCCUGAUACUCCCAAUCCUGUGGCUAAUGAUUCGACAAAUUGGGGUUUCAAGUCAUCUCCAGGUCCUUCUGACAUUUUGGCAAAGCCACCAAAGAGAUCCUUUUUAGGACGUCUUCGAUCACCUUCGAGUCCAUCUCCAAUGCUACUAACCCCAGACCCUGAAGAAGGUCAAGAAUCAUCACCUCCACCUCUACCAAAGGGCUUGUCAGUCAGUGCUCAAGCUAGCCCAUCUUUAAGGCCUGUUAAUGCUCCCUCUGACACAGUUGCUUCUGCUAAUCCUUAUUUCUCUUACCAAGGACAGCCUGCUCAUGCUCAACAACGAGAAGAGCAGCAGCAACAUUUGCAUCAAGGACAUGGACAGGCACAAAAAGCACAAUUACAGCAUUCACAACAGCAUUAUUCUUCGAACCAGCAUCAAAAUGACCAUCAGCAUCCUAACCAGAACCUACACCAGCAGCAUCAACAGCAGUCACAACCGACUCAGAACACUUCAAGACCUCAGAAUCGUCGCAACAAUAGUCACUCGUUGUUUUCCUUUUCCAGUUUUCUGGGUGAUCAUUCAAAUAGCAAUCAUAACCAUGGCAGGAACACCAACACCAAUAAAGAACUCGCCAGCAGUACAAAUGAUGAGAAUAAUGGAGCAUCUGAUCUAAAGUCUGAUUCGACAGUAUCUGCCGGAUCCGAUGGUGGUUAUAUUGUCAAUGGUGCCAAUCAUAGUACCACGAACGCAUCAACUCCUUUGGCUGAGAAUGAUAUUACUAUAGUAGCUCUGCCAGCUGAAGAUCAUGAGGAACCUUUGGCACCUCCUAGCAAGGGUAUCUUUUCUCGCAAUCUUCGACGAGUAGCAUCUGCUCCUAAUGAGAUCAAGAAUAUGCUCCUCAAUUCACCACAAGUACGCCCUGCUGAUGGACCAUCUGGUACUAUUCCCAGUGGUGGUAUAAAUGGAACUGGCAAUCAAGCUAGCAGUAAUACGAAUACCUCAGAUAAUGCUACGGCAAUUGGUGCUGAUAAUUCUCGUCCAGACCAAGGUACAGGAAUCUCUUCACAUAGCAUCUCUACCUCUAACAAUGGUCUCAAGGCAAACAAAUCCAGUUCUACUGGAUUGACCACAACGACCUUCAGCAAAGCCAGGUCUCCCUCUACACCGAAGGUGUAUAACCGAUCGUACUCUCGAAGCUCUAUAAAAAUUUGUGAUGUCGAGGUCACCCCCUCGUCAUUUGACAAAAUCAAGCUACUCGGUAAAGGAGAUGUCGGUAAAGUGUACUUGGUACGAGAGAAGAAAACAAAUCAUUUGUACGCCAUGAAAGUGCUGAGUAAACGAGAAAUGAUUAAACGAAAUAAGAUAAAACGUGCAUUGGCAGAACAGGAGAUUCUUGCUACCAGUAACCAUCCUUUCAUUGUCACUCUAUAUCAUUCAUUUCAGUCUGAUGAGCAUCUUUAUCUUUGCAUGGAGUAUUGUAUGGGAGGAGAGUUUUUCCGGGCUUUACAGACACGAGAGGGCAAGUCUCUUAAAGAAGACGACGCUCGUUUCUAUGCUGCCGAAGUUACAGCUGCUCUUGAAUAUUUGCAUCUGAUGGGUUAUAUUUACCGUGACCUUAAGCCAGAAAAUAUCUUGUUGCAUCAAUCUGGUCAUAUCAUGUUGUCGGACUUUGAUUUGUCGAAACAGUCCGGUUCUGAGGCAGCACCUACAAUUGUCAAUGGAUCUGGUCGUAGCGGUGGAGGGUCCAGCAGUAACCUUCCAGCUAUUGAUACCAAGGCAUGUAUCGCAGAUUUCAGGACGAAUUCGUUUGUGGGUACAGAAGAGUACAUAGCACCGGAAGUGAUUCGAGGCAAUGGACAUACCAGUGCAGUGGACUGGUGGACUUUAGGUAUUUUGUUAUUUGAGAUGCUAUUUGGCACCACCCCGUUCAAGGGCAAGAAUCGUAAUGCGACUUUUGCAAAUAUUUUGAAAAGCGACGUGAAUUUCUACGAUGUACAACCAGUUUCCAGUAACUGUAAGUCUAUCAUUCGUAAACUGUUGAUCAAAGACGAGAAUAAACGAUUAGGUUCAAGAGCCGGUGCAUCAGAUAUCAAGGGACAUCCGUUCUUUAAAACCACUCAAUGGGCAUUGCUUCGAAACCGAGUACCACCCAUUAUACCAGUUCAAGGAAAAGGACGUGAUGCAGUGAAUUUCCGAAAAAUGAAAGAAAGCGGCAGUGUUGACUUUGAUGAAGAAACACCGUAUGAUGCCAAUGCCAAUUCCACACACAGCUCAGCUGGUGAUCCAUCAGAGCCAUCGAACUUUGCACCCGAUCCAUUUUCCAACUUCAACUCCAUCACACUUCACCAUGACGGAGGUGAUGCUGACGGCAAUGCAUAUUAUGAUGAUAGCGAUGCUGAGGAAGAAGAAACCACUACAGCAGCACCAUCCGGCCGACAGUCGCCUCUUGCGAACCCCUCGAGCACGCAUACAUCCGUUCCAGGGUCACCAAAAGUGUACAACGGAUUCGGGUCCGACAUGGAAACAGACAUCAGCACACAUCAUUCAGUAUUCUCGGGUGCAGGUUCCUCGUCACCCAGUCUGUUCAAGCCAUAUUUCAAGGGAUUUACCACCAGUCUAAAAAAUUAG